AGGAAUUCCAUGUUGUGUAUAUUGUUAUCAAAACUGCCAAUUCACCCCGACCUGGGACAUGGAUUUUGGAAAGAUCGACAGAUUUUGGUCAGACGUACACCCCAUGGUAUUAUUUCGCACCAUCACGCAGUGAAUGCUUGGAUCUGUUUAAAGUUAACCCUCUUGUACCACUUAGCAGAGAUGAUCAAAAACAGUGUGUCAGUAAAUAUUCUGAAAUUCCACCAUUUGAGAAUGGAGAGAUGUAUAUUUCCCUUGUGAAUGGCAGGCCCAGUGCAAAGCAGUACCAGUUCAGUCCGACACUACAGGUAACUCUUCAUCGUGUCAAACCUAAACCAUUCAAUUAUUUGAUGCCACUCGAGUGUCAAUGAGACAAUGACCUCUAAACCCAUUGAGUGGCACUACCACACCCCCCUUGACCAGGUAAAAUUGUAAAAUAAUAAAGUAGGAUGCUUUGCCACUUACAUUGUAAAGGGUUAACAUGAUUCUGAUUAGCCCUUUGAGUGGCAUUAGACACAGUAAAAUUAUAAGAGAUUGUUGUAAAAAAGAGAAGUAUGUGAAAAAAACAUGUAUAAUCCGCAUUUAUCAUAGUAAAAAUUUGUCAAUCAUUUUCUGUUUUAAAAAGGAAUGGAUGAAAGCUACAAAUGUACGACUGCGCCUAUUGAGAGCCAAGACACUUUUGGGAGAAUAUUUGCCUCUUGCAAAAGGUGAUCCCACAGUUACACGAAGGGUAAGUAUAGCAUCGCACUUACAAAUUUCUAGGGGGUCUAGGGGAGUUCCUAGGGGAGUCUCUGAAAUGGCAUUUCCCCCAUUUUGAGAGAAGAUUUAAACUUUUAUUUACUAGAUAAAACAUGAGCAGCCGAUCUGUAUCUGAUAUACAAACUCGAGCCGAAGGCGAGAGUUUGUAUAUCAGAUACAGAUCGGAUGCGAAUGUUUUAUCGUACUUAAAAAAUGACCCAUCUUAUGAGUUCAUUGGCGAAGUAAUUUUAAAAAUAAACAUUGUUUAUGUAAAUCAGGACAAAUCUUUAUCCGAUUUACAAACAUUGAUUAAACAUUAAUUUCUUUUGUAUUUUCCUCGUGAAUUAUUAAUGAUUUUUUAAAGAAUACUAAAGAUAUUUUCUAAACACACCAUUUACACAAAACUGUGUUUACACCAAGCACCUUAAAUAAACAUUGGUAGUUAUUUAAUUACUCAGUCCCCAGGCACACGCUGCAUAAUAUAAUCAUCUCGCCAUCUUCAUCGAUCAGGUUUCUAGGACAUCUCUGUAUUCAAUCUAUAUCGAUAGUAAACAACUAAUAGGGUGGAAUGUUAUUAGUACCUGAUUGAUUAUAUGAUUUUUGCACAACGUAUAACUAAUUAUUUCUUAACUAAUAAUAUACAUGAAACAAAUGGCUAAGAACAGUGCUGAAUUUUUUUUCGAAAUACAGUGCCAACAAGUGAAAUACAUAUAAUACUAUUGUUUGUGGAAACACCACGUAAAUUUAUUACUGCAAAGCUUUCGACCGUAAGCCCGGAUCUUCGUCAGUGCCAGUGUUCGCAUUUGAAAUCCCUUUUGAUGAUGCUGCUCAAAAUCCCAAUUUCCAAAUAAGACAAAAAUUCUGGGAACCUAACGUAACUUUGUAAUUCUCAAUCAUACCCCACGUUUAAGGAAAUUUUACUAAAUCUGAGGAAUUUUUUAACGAGAAUCUAAGGAAUUCCCAACCUCAUACCCAGGGUCCCCGUGUUUAAAUGUUCUGGUGCUCCCAACGCGGGCACCAGAACCUUUAAAGACGAGGAUCCUGGGUACGAGGUUGAGAAAUUCCAGGCAAUGGGAAAUGAGAGCACUGGCACUAAUGAAGAUCCGGGUUUACGGGUCGAAAGCUUUGCAGUAAUGAAUGUACGUGGUGUUUCCACAAACAAUAAUAUUAUAUGUUUUAUCGUCAUGCAAACUUGCAAAGAACUUAAGUGAAAUACAGUAAAAAAAAGUGAAAUACAGUGCAAGAAAAUGAAAUACAGUACAAAACGUGAAAAUUAUCUAUUUCGCAUGUGACCUACGCAUGGACAUGACUGCAUAAUUUUUUCAAGUAUAUUAUUAUAUACAGUCGAUUUCAAAAAAUUUUGACCACAAAUGUUCCGAACUUCUCGCAAGUUCGUUGCGAAGUUCAAAAGUUCAUAAUGAAUUCACAAACCAGUUUGUAAACAAUGCAUUUGAUUGGCUUCCUUUGCUACAGGGACCAAUCAGAAACUUUGUUUACAAAUUGGCUUGUGAAUUCCAAUAUGAACUUCCGAACUUCGCAACUUAUCCUGCACGAGGAAUUAAAAUGCCUUCGCCGUAUUUUCGCGGGAUUCUCAAAAUGUCAUUGUUUCGCUGUAGUUAUUUUAUAAAACAAUUACCAAAUGAUUUUCCAAGCAGGAUAGCGUGUUCCAUGCACUUGGGAUGUUACUCGACUUUCGGAAAGCGUAAAAAUACACUCGCCUGCGGCUCGAGUAUUUUUACUCUUUCUGAAAGUCUCGCGACAUCCCUCGUGCAUGGAUCACGCAAUCCUGCACGGAAAACCAUUCGGUAUUCCUUUAAUAGUACGGUUUCUCGUGCAAUUUGGAAAAUUUUGAUCGUCUUUGAAAAACUCACUCGUGCAUGUUUCCCCCAAAUUGCACUCGAAACCAUACUAUAGCCUGUGAGCAGGCUAACCAUCCUAUUACCUAGUAUACAGAUGAACACGAUCUCUAGGCUUCUCCAGGCGGUAAUCAGUGGUCGUGGAAACGGUAAAUUUUAUAGGUUACCGCCUGAUUAGGAGAACCCUGUUAGCUCUCAGCUGUAAGUAAGAAUAAUUAGGACACCCCCACUUACUUACAGUAUACUUACUUUUUUUAGUAUUUCUAUUCGAUAAAAGACAUCACAAUUGGAGGCCUGUGUAUCUGUAAUGGUUAUGCGGAUCAAUGCUUACACGGACCCAGUGAGGAGCGUACGUUCUGCCAAUGUCAGAAGAACACCUGUGGCCCAUCAUGCUCUGAAUGUUGUCCUCAAUAUAACCAGUAUAAAUGGAAAUCUGCCUUUGAAGGUGGAGAGGGUUGUGAAGGUACAGAAGACAAAUAUUUUAUUUUACCAAUCUUGCGUACCUGGAAAGAAUACACCCUUCCGGAAAGAACGUCACUUUGGGUAAAGAGCCUCCUUUUCGUGUAUGUCAUGAUGUCAUAUACAUACAUACAUACAUUUAUAAUAUAGCAUUUGUAAUUUCUGAACGCUGAUUGGCUAAGAGCCGUGUUGAUGUAACUCAAUGUCAACACGGAAACGUCGGAAAAUUUCUUUCUUUAUGUUUCUUUGUGCUAUAUUAUAAAACAAAUAUAAAACAUUUUUUCCGUAUUGAUAUACAGUUAUAUCAACACAAGUGGAAAUUGGGAAAACUCGAAAUUGUGUGGAACCGGGCGGAGUGUUUCCACACAAUUCCGAGUUUUCCCAAUUUCCACUCGUGUUGAUAUAACUGUAUAUCAACAUGGAAAAUGUUUUAUAUUUGUUAAAUACAGUAUUAUUCAGCUCACUCCCCAACGGGGCUUUUCAGUGACUGAUUACAUCAAGUAUUACGCUUACUUGUAUUAUCUACUUAACCUAGACUAUUUAUUUUUACAAUAAUUGUGAUAUCACUUUCCUAUAACUAUAUGUUUGUCCUAACCCACCCUGUCGACUUUGCCUGCAUGUGGGAGGAAACUGGAGCGCCCGGAGAAAACCCACGACUUUCGGCAGAACGUUGACUGACUCUAAAGUCACAUAGACCCGUAGCGAGAAUCGAACUCACAUCUCAGAGGUGAAAGGCGCUUGCUCUGAUGACUGCGCUACCGAAGCUCACGUUUAAUUAGCCUACGGUGUAGACCCCAGCAGAAACACGUUUCGUGGGGGGUCUACGAAUAAACGAAGAAAAGCUUGCCCGGCCUACGUCAUAUCCGUUUUGCGUAAAUUAACUUCAAUUUAUUCAAAUUUCUGAAGCGUGCGUGAAUGUAAAUUUUCAUUUGGCGCUUAUUAAAAUGUUCCAUGGCGGGCUUUGUGCAAUAAAAUAUACCCUGACUAUAUAUAUACCCAACCAUUAAACACAUGUUCGAACAGACUAAAAAGUUCUUGUCAUUCGUACAAACUGUUAGGCUGUUGAAGGCUUGAAACUUGUCAAGUCAAGAUAUCUAAUUUCCGAAGUCGAAGACAAAGUCGAUUUCACACUAUUAAAUGUAGGCUAUGUAGCCGGCAUAAAAGCUUUAUCGCAAGUCGGCUCGAAUCCUAGUUGGUUCACGACAUUUAUCAAUAGCGUUUAAUGCUAUUUCGUGCACGUUAGUUAUCGUAUUGUCUAGGCUCUAGCUCACAUAUUAAACCGUUCUUUGAAGCUUCUCCGUUUCACCGUUUGUUUACCAACACCAGGCGGCCAGGCAUGCUUUACAAAUGCUAUUUGUAGGUGAAAUGGAGAAGGAAAGGUCGUCUAACUCCUUACGUACAGUGUCCUUGCUGUCCAAGAAUUUUAUUCGACGGAACUUUGAAGCAAAGAACACAUUUGUAUUGCACAAAGCCCGCCAUGGAACAUUUUAAUGCCUUUAAUAAGCGCCAAAUGAAAAUUUACAUUCACUCACGCUUCAGAAAUUUGAAUAAAUUGAAGUUAAUUUACCCAAAACGUAAAACGGAUAUGACGUAGGCCGGGCAAGCUUUUCUUCGUUUAUUCGUAGACCCCUCAAGAAACGUGUUUCUGCUGGGGUCUACACCGUAGGCUAACGUUUAAUCGUCUCGAUCACGAGAACAAGGCUGUAUAGUCAACGUGGCGCACUUUCCAGAAGGGUGUAUUAGCAGGAUUCGUAGCGGUCUUUGAAAUCCUUGAAAGUCUUUAAAUUGGAAUGCAGGUCUUUGAGGUCUUUGAAAAGUCAUUAAAUUGUGUGAAAAAGCGAAGAAAGUCUUUAAAUUCUUUAGUGAGGAAUUGAUUAUACGAUUUCCUAGCUAAUAAAAUAGAUUGAUUGAAUCAAGAUUUUCGCAAAUAUCGACGAAAAUGCGCAUUUUAGGAUGUGAUUUGACGGGACUAAUUACUGGGUAAAAAUGGUGCUUACACUCGCAAUUUUUCGACAGCUGAUUGCUCUCAAAGGUCUUUGAAAAGUCUUUGAAAAUAGGCAGAAAAAAUCUUUGAAAGUGUUUGAAUUUUUUUGGUCUUGAAGACUACGAACCCUGAUUAGGGACUUUAAGAUCUUACCGACGAACUACUACUUGUCUUGUCUACUGUUACAGUAUCUUUGCAUUACAAACUUUAUAACUCAAAUGCUUUUAUAUGUACGGCUUUGUACAUUUGCGUAAGUUUCAUCUUCUGUUUUUUAUGAAAAUAUUCUCCUGCAAAGGACAACUGUCUGGCCAAGUCUAAAAUGGUCAGACAUUUAUCAAUAUUUCUUAGACAAUUUCCCAGGGGUGCACCUGGCCUCAUUUAUUAGCGGGGGUGGGGGUUUACAGAGGCUCUGGGGGCAUUCUGCCUCGGAAAUUUUUUGAAAUCUUCUAUAAACCAUGUUAUAAGAAGGCGAUUUGUAUUGGUAAUUAAAUCUUUCAAUGCACUUUGGUUUCAUUGAUAAAAAUGAAGUCAAUUUUGUUUGAGAUUGGAGAUUUGACUAGCCUAAAUCGCUGGUCACAUGUCCAGUUAUAAAAAUUUUGAUCGGACAAAAGUUAAAAUUUGGCCGGACGAUGUCCUAUGACCGGCACUGAUUUCCAGGCUUGCUUUGCGUAGUCAGUUUCGGGUUAUCCCAAAAAUUGACAAUUUAAUGUUGGAAAAUCAAUAUCAAUGAUAUCUGCAGUGAAAAUCAAUGUGUCGCAAGACGUUUGGCAAUAGUUAACCGCUAAACCAUGCAUUAUAGUAUUAUUUUUUUGUGAUGUGUAAUAUUAUAAGCAUAAAGUGAUUAUAUCUCAAUAUCUUCUUGCAGCUUGUAACUGUUUUGGACAUUCAGACAGAUGUUACUUUAGUGAAUCGGUAGAAAAAAAUAACAGAAGUUUGAACCUUGCUGGUGAAUUCCGUGGUGGCGGAGUUUGUGUUGAUUGUCAAGAUAAUACCUUUGGAAACAACUGCCAGUUUUGUAAACACAAAUUCUAUAAUCCAACUGGAGUGCCAAUGACGAGCAAGGAUGCUUGUGUCCGUAAGUAAAUUCAGAGAUGCAGAUUCGAGUCAUGCGACUUGGACUCGAGUCGCAAUUUUUGUGACUUAAAUAAUCAGAUUAACGACUUGUGACUUGGACUCGAACAAAAUGGCUUAUACCUUGACUUGGAUUUGCAAGAAAUAACUUGUUACUAAUGCAAGUCAAGCGUAAAGUCGUAAAUAUACUGUACAGCCUGGGUCUGAAAUUUGCAGUAUCACGAUAUCCACGGGAUACUAAAAUUUGGUUUUGGAUACCAAACUGCAAAUGACUUAUAACCCAACUGGAUACAAAGAAAAUUUUAAACAUUAGGAAAAUGUUAAGCACCUCUGACAGUCUCUAUACUAUGAGUUUGCCACCCAACCCUUUCCUCAUAUUAUGUGCAUUUGUGCGUAUUAAUGAAUUGUCUAGUUGUUGAUUGUUGAACCUGUUGUUAUUGUAAUUUGUAACAGUGAGAGUUAUGGAAACUUAUUUGGAUGGGACGGGGUAUAACACUUAUGGUAACCAGUCAUCAGAAAUGGGAUACUCAGGGUGGGUGGGUGGUGGUGGGGGGGGUACUAAACUUUGAAUCGUGCUUUCCCAGUUGGACGCUGAGAAAAAAUUUAAAUUUCAGACCCUUUGUACAGCAUGUAUCUAGUGAAAAUCAACUCUUCUACGACUUGCACUGGAAAUUCAUUGAUGCGUAGUAUGAUUGUGAGCUAGUAUAUUAAUAUAUAAUUGUCAUGGGUGACUCCUUAGUUCGUUGCGGAAAGAACUGCACAGGAUGACUUACAUCUUCACUUCAUCACAGACAAAAUGACUUGUAACUUGACUUGGCCCAAAUUAUUGUUUUUUGAAACUGCGUCUUAAAAGCAACUUUAAAACGGACAAAAAGACAGGUUUAUUAAUUUGAAGUUUCUGUUAUUUUUUCUAGCGUGUAACUGUGAUGGACAGUUUUCGACUGGAGAAUGUUUCAAUGGAGAUGGACGUUGUAAAUGCAAAGCUAACUAUACAGGAAUGACAUGUGAAAGAUGCAGUGUCGGGUAUUUCGGUUUUCCUGAUUGCAAACGUAAGUUGCUUAUCUAAAGACUCAUUUCCACUCAAGAACAUUUUCCAUGGACAGAAAAUUUUCCAAAAAUAUUAUUUUUCAUUUCCAUCCCAAGGGCACAGUGGCGCCACCAGAAUUUUUUUUUUUUGGGGGGGGGACAACUUAAUUUGUGAGUAACAAUGCUAAGGGAAUCCUGGGGCAUGCUUCGUCGGAACAAAAAUGCCUUUGGGGUCUCUGAAUUUAACCAGGAAUUUAAUGUUAACCCAAAUACAGUAGGGUUAUUUGUAGGUUAACCAGACACAUGUUUACCAGAGUGUUUUUAAAGUGUAAAAAAAAAACCCGAGUGAAAUGAUCAAUUAUACUGUGUGUUUUAUUCCUGCAGCGUGUCAAUGUAACGCAGCCGGUACACGAGAUGGACUGUGUGAAGCAAAUGGUGCUCAAUGUCCUUGUAAAGAUAAUUAUGCCGGAGCAAAGUGUGAUCAAUGUGCUCGUGGAUUUUACAACUUUCCACUAUGUGUUGGUAAGUUGCUAGAUACCUGUAUACUGUAGAUACUGCGGUGUAUAGGCUAGGGAAAGAUGGACGGAAUAAUUUGAUGAAGUUACAUUGUAGGUUAACCAAGGUUUAAUAAUAUCAUAUAGGAACCGCGCGCAGUAAUUUGUGUUGUUCAAAUCAUUCCAUUCCCUCUUUUCCAUGAUGAUAAUGAUGGUUUGCGAUAAAUCGUUGUCCGUCCUGCUAUUUAAACCUAUAUAUAUGUUUUGCUCUAUGACUAUGUUAUAACUUGGUAUUAUUUAUUGCUUUAUAUACAGUAGUGUGCUAUUUUAUAAUUGUUAAGGGAGGUGCCUUGCAUGGGACCAGGCUUUUAGCCAGAAGGGCGUCCCUGGACGAAUAUAGAACAAAAAGUGGACGCCUUUGGACGCCCAAAUUCUGGGGGAAAAGGGAAAUUAUUUUCAAUGAUUCCAUAAGGAUAUUAAUAUAUCCGAAACGAAAUAGCUACAAUUCUCAUUAUUAUUAUACAUUUGACAUUUUGAUCAAUUUGAUGGAGAAAAUGUCGUAGUUAAGUAAAGAAGCAUAGCGGCACAAACUCACAAAGCCAAGUGUGUUUGAAAAAUUUCGAACGAGCUUGGACAUAAAGUAACGUAAACUUCAAAGGUUUUCCAGAGGAACGUUUUCUUAACCCCCCCCCCCCCUCUUUACUGUAGACGUAUUGUUAUGCCAAAAUUGGACGCCCUCUUUUAGGACCCUGGCUAAAAGCCUGCAUGGGACCGACGUAUCGUCUGCUUGCAUGUUCCUUUUUGGGCCAUAAUAAUUUAUGUUAGUGUUGUUAUACUGUAGUCCAAUAAAGUUGUUAUACUCCUUUUUAGAGUGUCAAUGUGAUGAACGUGGUUCUUAUACUGAUGCAUGCAUAGUUGGUACUGGUCAAUGUCGAUGUUUACCAAAUUUUAAAGGCAGAAGAUGCAACCAAUGUGCUGAUGGUUAUUAUGGGUAUCCAAAUUGUAGAGGCACGUGAUAUUUUGACUUUUUGAAUAUGAACUAUCACCUAAAAAAAGGAUUGUCGUUGAUGAGAGUACACACGCAAAAAUCUCACAUCUUGUAACAAGUCUGCCAACAAGCCGUCAACAAAUUGUGUUCGCACUGCUCUCCCAAGUUGUCAGCAAGUUUGGAACAAGCUGUUAACAACUUGUAACAACCUUUUUGAUAUUAUCAGACUUGUUGCAAGGUUGUUCCAACAAGUCCGUUACAGUCAUGACACAACAAUAUUGUUACAACCUCGUGUCGUCAAUCUUGUAACAUUCUUGUUAUAUCAUGACUGUAUCAGACUUGUUAGAACAACCUCGUAGCAAGUUUGAUAAUGCCAUCAAGCUUGUUACAAGUUGUUAUCAGCUUUUCCCAAACUUGUUACAGCAACUAGGUGCAAUAUAAGCAGUGCGAGCACAACUUGUCAACAGCUUGCGAACAAAUUUGUUUGUAGACCUGUACAAUUUGCGCGUUUUUACGUGUGUAGACAAGCAAGAAUUUGCACGAGAAUUUUGUGGAGUCAAUCAGGGGCGUAGGAAUCGGGGGGGGGGCAGGCCCCCAAGUUUUGCCAAGUGCCCUUUUUCCGGGAGCCAAGUGCCCUUUUCUUGCGUGAAAAAGGUCUUAAGGAUUGCCUUUUUUUGCCCAAAGGGCACUUUUGAAAACUUUAAUUUAUGUUAUUUUCCGGAAAAUUUGUUUCAUUUCCGGAAAAAACUGAUAUAUCCGGAAAAUUUUUUGGUGUGCCCGGAAAAAUGUUUUUCAUAUUUAGGAAAAAAAUGUGAUAUAUCUGGAAAACAUUUUUUUGGUAUGUCCGGAAAAAAUUUUGAGACCUCCGCCCGGAAAUAUUUUUUAGAUGCCCUUUUUUAUUCGGAAAGUGCCCCUCAAAGCUUGCCCCCCAACUUUUAGAACCUUCCUACGCCCCUGGAGUCAAUUUCAAUGCGUGUUGAUUAAGAGGCAAAUUACUAAAUACGUAUAGGUUAUUUUGAGGCAACGAGGGGAUAUGUGAUUUAUUCACCGAGGCGCGUAGCGCCGAGGUGAAUAAACACAUAUCCCCGAGGUGCCUCAAAAUAACGUACUUAUUUUUCACAUUGCGAGGUCGCAUUAAUGAGUAAGAAUAGAAAUAAUUCUUAAUGCCAUAUUGCCUUCGUUAUGUUGUUUUUUUCUCAUUUUUUGUGCUGCAAAGACAUUGCAGGUGAAUAUUAGAGGGGAUUAUUAAUUGCAGGUGAAUAUUAGAGGGGAUUAUUAAACGGAAAUUGAUUAGAGGGGAAUAUUGAAUAUAUUCCCCGAUAACAACAAAGGAAACCGAGCAGGGUGAAAAAUAAGAGGCAAUAUCAUCAUCAUACUGUAAACGUUUAAAGUGCCACUAACACCAAAUAUGAUUUUGGUAUGUGUAAUAUUUGAAUCAUUUUAAAAAGAAAUGUAAUAUCUUUUAUAGCAAAAAAUCUCAUCUUGAUCAAUUUAAUUACUGUCAAAGUUUCCAAAUAUGCAAAAAAACAACAAAAGAGAACUAAUUUUGAAAUAAUCUAAUAAUAUCAUAUCCGGUAGCUUCUAUACAGUGAAAAGGUUAAUCAAGAUGAGGUUUUUUUACUAUAAAGAUAUAUACUACAUUUCUUCUUAGAAUUCCCCAAAUAUUAUACACAUACCUAAAAACACAUUUGGGUUGGUGGCAGUUCAAUAAGCAUGCCUUGUUUUUUAAAUCAGAUUUUGUUGGAAAUUGCUGCAAUUUUGUUGCUUGUAUAAGACACACCGGAUGCGAUUCGACAACGCGACGCGAUUUUUCGAUUUUCACUGACCGAUAACUUUGAUCCUAGUUUAAAUUUUCCAAAUAUUUAGAAGCACAUUAUAUAGAAGUACAUAUAACAUUUGGGAGUUAUUUGGUCUACAUAUCAUUAAAAAUUUGCUCUCGAAUCGCGUCCGGUGCGUCUGGACCUUUGAUCUUUAUAACCCUCUCUAAUGGGUGAUUCCAGCUACAGACUAAAUUUUGAUCAAGGCAAGAUGAAUGAAAUCCAACACUCCAGCUAGAAAGAACGUCUUAGAAUGAGUAAAAGUGCAAAAAUUGGUUACUAAAUGUUGUAAAAUGAAGGAAAAUAUAGCCAAAAAUUUUGUAUAUAUUUGUAUUACGCGCAGUAAAAAUAAUCACUUUCGGCUCAAAAAUGGUUAUUUUUCCCGCGCGUAAUGCAAAUAUAUACAAAAUUUGCGAACUUCACAGGGCUAUAUAUUUCCUCAUUUUACAACAAUUCGCAACCAAACUUUGCAAUUUUACUCAUUUUAAGAUGCUCUUUCCACCUAUGGUUGUUCUUGUCUAGAUCAAAAUUUCGUCUAUAGCUGGCAGAAUCAUCCAUUACAUUGUCGACCGUUGUAAUGAUAUUGUUUUAUAUUUAGCGUGUUCAUGUGAUACGAACGGCGUGACUGAUGAGGUGUGUGAUAAAGGAUCUAGUACUUGCAUCUGUAAACCUGGAUUCAAUGGAACUCGUUGUGGUAAUUGCGCAAUAGGAUAUUAUGGAUAUCCAUCCUGUCGAGGUAAUUCAUGUUUCUAAUAAGCUUUAAUCGAACUCACUAAAAUUUACAAAAAUACAGUGAAACCCCGUUAAUACGGUCACCAACGGGCCGAAAUAAUAUGGUCGUAUUAACGGGGUGGCCGUAUUAACGGAGUGAGAUCAAAUUUCAAUUGUGACGUCAUGAAAGCUAUGUUUAUUCGAAAAUCACAAUAACACCAUACCCCACCAUAAUACCAAUUAAUAACUAAACAUUAUAAAGUUCAGAUAAAGUUUCCACUAAUUUUAAGGAAACAAUGUUAGGGAAUACAACGUCGCUAAAGAACCUUGUAUUCUUUCUUUUCCUUUGCGCGACUGAUAAUAAAAAUUAAAAAAUUAGUAAUAUGAUGCAACUUGAAUUUUGUGUUUCACUGCACAAGGUGUCUUAAAUUAUACUGCAUUUCCGUCCGUAAACACAUUAACUUUUUUGAGUGACCGUAUUAACGGGUGAUUUCUUUAGUUCGGGACUCUACAAUAUGGCCGUUGGCCGUAUUAACGGGGUGGCCGUAUUAACCGGGUAACUUUAUUAUAAAAUGUAUUAGUAUUUCGCCGGGACAAAAAAAAGUGACCGUAUUAUCGAGGUGACCGUAUUAACGGGGUGGCCGUAAGACGGGAUUCCACUGUAGUAGACAUUACAAACAGGAAAAGGCGAGUUAGAUAAGGGAUUGGCAACAAGGCAAACCCCGUACAUUAAUUAUAACUAAUGAGAGUAUAGACCGCGAGCAGUCCCUCGAGAGAAAGGAGGGACUUCCAACAACACAUCAAGAAACGAAAUACGCGUUGCUCACACAACGCAAAAUUCCCAUUGGUCGAAAUCGAUGUGUCUGUCAAUCAAAUCUGAUAUGUAUAGCAAUUAUGCUAUAAAUAAUUUCCAGACUGAAUGUUGAUUUUCUAAAUAAAAUGACAUUAACGGUUUCUAUUGGAUAGAUUUAAUUGGAUAUAAGUAAUGUUUAUGCAAAGGCGGAGCCAACUUGACAAGAGCGAAAAGUGGGCGUAUUUCUUUUUUUGAUGUGUUGUCGGCAGUCCCUCCUUUCUCCUCGCACGCCCGGGAAUCUAAACCCGCGGAAAGGAUGGACUACUCGCAGUCUAAUGACACUAGGACAACAAAAUGCCCAUAAAAGUUUCCUAAAUACUACUGAGCGGCAUACGCCAUAUUCGUCAUCCAACGCUAGUUUCAAAUGAACCUAAUGACUGAAAAUAAGUUUGUAAUUUUAGUUUUACACCCGUUUUCAAAACUGGGCGACCAACCCGAAAAUAAUUUCAGGGCUUAUACACGGACCACAUCUUAGGUUAAUAGUAAGAAAACACGUACUAUAUUUACGGACCGAAACUGCACGUAGUCUUAGUUGAAAUUUAAUGCUAUGUAGUGGAUUUUUUUGUGUAAUUUACCGGUAUUAUAGUGUGAUGGGCUUAUAUACGGGUGGGCUUAUGUAGGGGUGGGCUUAUAUUCGGGGGGCUUAUAUCUGGGGCUUAUAUACGGAAUGGUGUGACCGUUAGUAAUUUGAUGGGCUUAUAGAGGGGGGGGGGGCUUAUAUUCGGAAGUUUACGGUACACCAAGACACGAAGCCUUGCACCGUUCACCGACGCCGAGGUGAAUAAUUGUUACCAUGCAUAUACUGUACCAUAACAAGACAAAAUGACCCAAAAACAACGCUUUAUUAUACAAUUUCUAUCGCAGCUCCUGGAAUAGUUGUAAAUAAAACAGUAUUUACAAGCUUUUAUUAGUUUUAUUCGUUAGAAUUAGUUUCAAAAAAUACCUUUACACACUGUUAAACAAAACAUUGUGUAUAUGUCUGUCGAAAUUGCGCUUCGUUUAGUAAACAAAAUGCUUUUUAUAACUGAAACAAAACGCGAAGACAUUUUGUUUUGGUAAUAGUGCAAAGAAGAAUAUUCACCUCAGGAUAUUCACCUAUAAAAAUCUUUAUAUUUCAUUGUAGCUUGUCAGUGUUUUGGCGAUGGUUCUACGGGCCCUGAGUGUGAUGGCAGCGGUCGCUGUAGUUGUAAGCCACAGUAUGCAGGUUUCAAAUGUGAGCGGUGUGCUGUUGGUUAUUAUGAUUACCCGAGAUGCAUUGCGUGUACAUGUGACAGACAAGGUUCACUGGGCGAUUACUGUAACCCCGACAAUGGUCAGUGUCGAUGUAAAGAGAACUUCUCUGGAACAUUCUGUCAUCGUUGUAAGCCAGGUUUCUAUGGUUUCCCUGACUGUCAGGAGUGCGGAUGUGAUCCUGCUGGUGUAAGACCAUUGCCUGGACGACCGUUAGGAGAUUGCAGCUCAUCGCACACGGUAUGUAACCAUACUCAAACCUGGUUUAUGCAGCGUGUGAUUAGGCUUAAAAUGUAUUAUCGUGGCCUAGCACAAGCCGCUGACACAGACGUACUUCCCAUAAAGUCUGUCGCCGGUGUGGGGUGGGGAGGGGAGGGGGAAGGUUCGCCCGUUUUAAUAUGUUAAAAACUCGUAGCACCAUCAUUUUAAUACCCGUAGCGCCCCUCUUAAUCCAACGUCUCCAGUGCAAACAACAAAGGUACAUAGAACAGUUCCCAUAGAACAGUAUCCAUGGAGAUGUAUUACCUUGCUUGAUUAGUUGAAUGUCAAUAACAAACAGGUUGAAAAUUGAUAUCAUUUCGCUCUCUGGGCUGAGAUUUGUUUCGCCAUAUGCAGUACCAAGGCUUUAUAUAGUACAGCACAGCACAGCACAGCACAGCACAGCACAGCACAGCACAGUACAGUACAGUAUAGUAUAUGCACAGUGCAGUACAGUGCAGUGGGAUACAGCUACCUGAAAAAUACAAACAGAACGCCGACGUUUCGAGCGAAGGCUUUUCGUCGGGAAGUUAGUGGCGGGGGUUGGGAAAAUUACAUGAGCUUUUAUACUAUUGAAUAUAAAAGCGAUCACGUGACAAAAGCAGACAUUGACGGUACUUGUUGUAGGUUUCCAUAUAUUUCUAGGCAUUUGAAUGAAGUUUAUUAAUUUGCCACAAAUAAUUACAAAAUAAAACAACAAUUUGACCUAGUCCAACUAGAAGCCGAGGCUUAUUAAUUGCUAGACUACCUCGUGUCAAAUAUUAAUGAAUAAGUUACAUAAAUUUAUAUGAAGUAGAAUAAUGAGCAGUCACUAUAUAACAAGGAAACUAAUAUAAUACAAAGGCACACACAUAAUAUCAAAAGAAACUUAGAUACAUAGACACAUAGAUACACACAAUACUAUUUAGUUACAAUUUCAGCAGGGUCUGAAAUUGGGAAACCACGAUUCAAAGUUUAGUAUCCCCCCUGAGAAUCCAGUAUUCCCUUUCUGGAUACUGGAUACCAUAAGUAUUAUACCCUAUCCCAUCCAUAAGUUUCCAUAACUCUCACUGUUACAAAUUACAAUAACAACAGGAGAUUCAACAGUAAACAACUAAACAAUUCAUUAGUACACACGAAUGCGCAUAAUAUGAGGAAAGGGUUGCGUAGCAAACUCAUAGUGUUCAAAUGCUAUCAGGAGGCUGCUAGAAGUGCUUAACAUUUUCCUAAUGUUUGAAAUUUCCUUAGUAUCCAGUUGGGAUAUAAGUCAUUCACAGUUUGGUAUCCAAAACCAAAUUUUAGUAUCCAGUGGAUAUCGGGAUACUGCAAAUUUCAGACCCUGAUUUCAGGCAGUUGUAUCUUUGGCAAUCCUCAGUUAUCUGAUUAUCGUUCGAGAUUUAGAUUGAUGUUGUUUAAUUCAAUUUUCGUCAACAGGGUCAAUGUGAAUGUAAGCGGUUUGUUCAAGGUCAAGACUGCAGUGAAUGUAAACCGAAAACGUUCAACCUUACUGCAAGUAAUCCAUUUGGGUGUCAAGAAUGUCGCUGUAACGUUGCUGGGGUUAUUGGUGGUAUUGAAAUAUGCGACGAAAAAACUGGACGGUGUUUAUGUAAGGAACGUGUGACUAGCAAGAGAUGCGAAUUUUGUAAAGAUGGAUAUUAUUCUCUCAGGCACUCAAAUGCUUUUGGAUGUUCAGGUAAUGAUGGCCAGUGUCUCAGCCCUCAGGUGCAAAUUAUAUUAUAGGGGGAGGGACAUAUUUUAGAGAGGGUUAUGUGCGAUUUUUAGGUGGGGGAAAUAGAAAGCUUGAGCAAGAAACGAAAUACGAAGGCGUAUACUUGAUAAUGUUUUGCCCGUCUGCACAUUAUUAUUAUUAUUACUAUAAAAUUCAUAUUGCGUAUAUAUCAAUGGAAGUACAUUUUCAAAUACGUAUUACAAGAAUUAAAAGAACUACGUUAUAUUCAUAUUCUACAAAUACUAAUCUAUAACGUAUCAACUUAAAUUAUAGUCAAACAAACUUCAAGCAAAAGUUUUCUUAGAUAAAAAUUUCUUCAAAGACUUUUUGAAUAUGUCAAUAAAGGCGCUCAUCCGCAGCGAACCAGGUAAAGCGUUGCUGCAUAUACAAAAGCCAUCACCCAAUGUGGCAUAGGAACGCGCCACACAUUAUCUUGCGCAUGCUCAGUUUGGGUUUGGGCUCACCGGUGGUUGCUUAACUUAAUUAACGUGUCUUCCCGUUAUAGAUCCAUGUCUCGCUGUUUGCGAAUACUGACCCUAAUCCUUACCCUGACCCAGACAAAGCAGUGAGACAUGGAGCUCUAUCCCGUCUUUGUUCUUCUGCCAAAGUAUUCGUUCUGAACGAUGGUAGAAGAACGAAGACGAGAUAGAGCUUCAUGUCUUUCUGUUUUGUCUGGGUCAGGGUACUCAUUAGGGUCAGCAUUCAUAAACAGCGAGACAUGAAUAUAUAACCAUCGUUAAUAUUCGUUGAAUAACCAUCGGAGAUUGGAAUUUUUCUCUUUAUAUGUUCUGUAAUAGAAUUGACACACUGCACAUCCUCGCCAGGUUGCUUAGCGCAAAAUAGAGAGAUAUACACAGGGUGGAUAGCCGAUUAAGCGUCAAACGUUUCUCAGAGCUUCAACCGCUUGUCUACUUCUAUUGGUUAUCUGCUAGAUUCCAAGCGAUAAAAUUUUGGGCAGCAGUCAAAAAUCCACUAUGUCUAGAUCUAACGGCAAUGACUGACUACGGGUAGUGUUUCUUUUGCGGUCUCAGCCACACACAAGAAGUUAUCGAUCUCUAAUUCUAUAUACAUGCUCUCUUAAACCAGUGCAACCAUAGAUAUCUUAUAUACACUAGAUAGUGCAUCUCUAUUAGUAAAAUUGAAGCCAAGAAUAUUCCAGCGGUUACUUCCAUUUGAAUAGAUGACGGCCAUGUUGGUAGGUCCCACUCGCUAAUAAACGCUUAAAAAACAACAAUAACUUUCAUCAUUUGAAUAGUUUAAAAAUGGAAUAAACUUAAUGUUUAAGUUCCCUGUUUAAGAAAUAGAAAACGUAUGAAUCCUCUCACUUCAUGGGAAUAUCCUGAGACUGCACUCACGACUUCAAUUUUUAAAUUACAGAAUAAUUAGAUGCACUAUCUAGUGUAUAUAAGAUAUAUAUGAGUGCAACCUGUAAAGCUUGUAAAGUUGGAUAAACCAAAAGUGUCUCAUGUAAAUGUAUGAUAUUUUUCUACAGGUUGUAAUUGUGAUGUUGGUGGUUCAUACAGUCAGAUUUGUGGCAAGAGUACUGGGCAAUGUAAAUGCCGUUCUAAUGUUGGAGGACGAACUUGUGACAGGUAUAGUAACUACUGUAUACUACCCUUAUGUCUGACAUAUAACCAUAGAACUACCUAUACCUAAGAAGUACCUAAUGUGUAUUUGCCUAUCUGGGAAAAAGCCAGAGUCCGGCAAAUGGAUACCAGCUAUACUACCUAUAUACGUAAUUUUGAUCUAGACAAGAAGAACGAAAUGACCAUAGCUGGAAAGAGCAUCUUAAAAUGAAUAAAAUUGCAAAGUUUCGUUGCGAAUUAUUGUAAAAUGAGGAAAAUAUAACCCUGUGAAGUUCGCAAAUUUUGUAGUAAUAUUUGCAUUACGCGCGUUAAAAAUAACCAUUUUUGAGCUGAAAGUGGUUAUUUUUACCGCGCGUAAUUACAAAUAUAUACAAGAUUUGCGAACUUCACAGGACUAUAUUUUCUUCAUUUUACAACAUUUAACAACCAAUCUUUGAAGUUUUACUCAUUCUACGACGCUUUUUCUUCCUGUGCUGUUGGAUUUCGUUCUUCUUGCCUUGAUCAAAAUUUAGGCUAUAGGCAUAGCUGGAAUCACCCAAUGGACCAUUAUGUAUGUAUGCAUGCAAAAUGAAGUAAAAAUCAAAACGUCGCUGAAUACUGAUCCAAGAGGCUCAAAAUUCGAUUGUCUUAUUGUUAUGGAACUAUGUUGUUUGGCCGCACCAAAAUAUUCUUCACUUUUAAUAAUGUUUGUUUUCUAGACCUUUACCCAAACAUUAUCAUGCCGACCUGUUUCAACUGCUCUCUGAAAUCGAAGAUGGCCGCACACCGGAGAAUACGUCAGUACGUUUCAGAUACAGCGAACAGGAGUUUCCGGGAUAUUCAUGGAGAGGAUAUGGCGUGUUUUCCGAUAUUCAG
This is a messenger RNA of Paramuricea clavata, 17631 nucleotides long. Lineage: Eukaryota; Metazoa; Cnidaria; Anthozoa; Malacalcyonacea; Plexauridae. The record is from the annotation of a GenBank genome assembly.